CGCGAAAUUAUACAACUGGAUACGAAAAUACUUUAGAAUUUCUAAUAAACGAAAGCGUAAUGUUUUAAUAGUUAGAAAAAGAGACACGGGCAAGAAAUCGCACCAGUUUCUAUCGAAUUUCAGGCUGAAAGCAGCCGGGAGUUUGCCACCACCGCCACUUUCGUCUAAAUCGAUUGUCAAUGGUCCGCGAAAUCAGGCAACAAAGAUCGCCGAUUCAUUCCGCGCUCGACUCAGGCCCAAUGCAGUUUCUGCAUCGGCGGCUGUUUGAGUCCGUCGGGUGUUAUAAUUCUGUCGUGAGGAACUUAAACGCGGUGCUUUUUACUCUGUGCUCCGGAAUAAUUUUCAAUUCAAACGUGACUUGAACAUAUGUGCGAAAAAUUCAAUUAAAAGAAGAAGAGUUCGUAUCUUCACAUGUUCUUCACUAAAUGCAAAGACUAUUUACGUUCAUACAAAACGAAUCAAUUAUUAACAGAGUGAAUGUAAGAAUAUUCUUCCCGGAAUAUCUCAUCGAGAAUCAUGUCGUGGGUUCCACCGGACCUGGCGAAUCUCUGUUCGCCUCACUCGAGAGUGUCGACUUGUCAGCCGCCCACGUUUAUGUUCCUAGCAUUGGUCGCUCAGUUGUUCGGUCACUCCGAGGACUCGUAUUAUUACCCAUCCUCCCAUAACUUGCACUUUUCAAGUUCGUCAUGGGAAUCGGAUGCUCAAGAACCGGAAUAUGAACUGCAAUGUUUCGGAGGACAGAGGAACAGGAAAUUCGCAUUAGCAGAGGAGCCCGGAUCGAUAGAGGCUCACGUGGGGUUCGAUACUGAUCCGGUUUAUUUGAUCGGAUCGAACAGCGAAACCGUUAAAACUGCGUCGACCAUGAAUUUCGCGGGAGUUUACGACGCCUACCCGAGAACUGGAGAACCGAUCACUUCGUUCACCACACUUUACGACAGCUUUCUUCCUUCGCAAGAUGCAAUUAGCUCGGUUCGAGGAACGCUACGUCAAUUAUCGAAUGCUUUUCCAUACUACGACGACCAAGGCUACGUGCGAGUUCAGCGAGAGACCGAUCCCUCCAUUCCCUUGUUCAACGUCUGGAAAGAUAGCAAUCAUUUCGCGGACUAUUCUUAUCUCUUAUAUCCAAAAGCGACACAGAUCACGCGUGCCGCUAUCAAUUUUCCUACAGCAACGAACUUGCCAACGAAUGAAUACGAUUUUAUCAUUGUGGGAGCUGGAUCAGCUGGGUGUGUUCUGGCAAACAGGCUCACUGAGAUAAAACGAUGGAAGGUAAUCGCUCUGAUCUCCCCUUUUUAAAUUACAUUCCAUAAA
Ceratina calcarata is the source of this 1311-nucleotide messenger RNA. RefSeq lists its product as uncharacterized. The coding region runs from base 517 to 1296 and encodes 259 amino acids. Gene Ontology annotation, molecular function: flavin adenine dinucleotide binding; oxidoreductase activity. The transcript is spliced from 2 exons. Lineage: Eukaryota; Metazoa; Arthropoda; Insecta; Hymenoptera; Apidae. The record is from RefSeq and is a predicted model, not a curated record.